Molecule: messenger RNA, 2120 nt
Organism: Panicum hallii
Lineage: Eukaryota; Viridiplantae; Streptophyta; Magnoliopsida; Poales; Poaceae
Product: ubiquitin carboxyl-terminal hydrolase 27
Exons: 12
Coding region: 348-1931 (527 amino acids)
Biological process (GO): protein deubiquitination
Cellular component (GO): cytosol; nucleus
Molecular function (GO): cysteine-type endopeptidase activity; cysteine-type deubiquitinase activity
Source: RefSeq, a predicted model, not a curated record
UCGACGCUGCCGCUGUGGAGUUGCUAAAGCUAAGAAUAUCUCGGCCUCAGAUCGACCUCGGUUUGGGGUGCUCCAGCUUGAGCUCGAGGUGGCAGGCUCGCUCGAGCUCGGCUCAGCCCUCCCGCUCAGGGCUCAGGGCCAGGUUCAUCUCCUUUCCCUUCUCUCUCUCUCUCCUCCCUUGCUCUCCUUCCCUAGCGGCGGCGACUGGGCGAGCGGCGGCGCCAUUUGUCACGUCUUCGUCCAGCCCUUUGCCGGCGACGAGCAUCCUCCAGUGCCGUAGAGUUCCCCUCCCUGUGCGAUAGAGCUAUAAAAGUUUUAGAACUGGAGUAAAGUACCAGGUGCAAAUCAUGGGGAAGUUUAUAUGUGACAAUCCAAUUGUAUCUCCUAGUGAAGUAAAUAGACAUCACUAUAGUCUUGCAGCCGUUGCUGUCGGCUUGGGACUAGGAGUUGCUGGGUUAUGCAAGGCAUUUUAUAGUGGUUUGUCCAUACCAUGGGUCUCUCCGAGGAAUUUAUUUUUGGGAUCAGGAAGAGUAUACUAUGUUGGAGGUCUACAAAAUCUUGGCAACAAUUGCUUUCUUAAUGUCAUCCUGCAGGCACUUGCCAGCUGUGAUAGUUUUGUUUCCUUUCUAGAUAAUUUGCUUGCAACUGAUGGCUUGCUACCUGAAGAAAAGGCUGAAAGAAUGCCUCUUCUUCUUGCUCUAAGUUCUCUCUUGCAAGACUUGAGCGUAGUUCGAGAUGAAAGAAUUGUGUUGAAUCCACAUGGAGUAAUGCAUGCUUUGAGUUUCUAUGUUAGUCACUUCAAUUUGACCAGACAGCAGGAUGCUUCGGAAGCUUUUCUUCAUCUUCUGAUCUCACUGCGGGAUGAAUUUUCCCAUUGUUAUGUACCACAUAGGAGUUCUCUGGCAGACAUCACCCUAUCUCACUCUAAAGUAUACAAGCAAAGGGAAGGUAACCAGCCUGAAUGCAAGCGCUGGAAACAAAAUCUAUUUGGCCCCUUCGAUGGGACAAUUGGCAGCAUAUUGUCUUGCAGAAACUGUUCAUCUGUGCUAUCGUUGGACUUCCAGAAUUUCCAAUGCCUGCCUCUCUCACCAGUGCUUAAUACAAAUGGAGAUAUUACCAGUGGGUGUAGUUUGGUGGAUUGCCUAAAGUACUUCACUGUGGUGGAACAUCUUGACAAUUAUCAUUGUGAUCGGUGUUGGCAUAUUACUGCUGCCAAGUAUCUUUCUCUCAAAUCAGAAGCUGAUGAGGAAAAAGUUAGCAAACUUAACACCUGUGUCGACUAUGGCACUUGCAGUUGCAGGGGCAUGUUUUCCCCAGAGGGAAUACCUUGUUCAUCAUCUUCACGAGCAACAAAGCAGUUGAUUAUCAGUCAGUGUCCGAAGAUUUUGUGCAUUCAUUUUCUACGUGCUUCAGUUAGUCUUGAUGGUGAGCCCAUCAAACAUCAGGGACAUAUUUCUUUUCCUUUACUUCUCAAUCUAUCCCCAUUUGCGGGAGGUGCAUCAAGCAUUGGGCAGGAGUCUGGACCUUUGGCAAUGAACGUGCAAAGAGAUGGCCAGCAAGCUCUCCAUCUAUACCGACAACUGAAUAUGCAGAUGAGCUUGAAUGUAAUACCUACUGGAGGGAACUCGAUUCACGUGGCAAAUGUUGAUGUGGCUAGUAGUUCAUCAUCAUCACUGCAGCCGUCACCAUCAUCAUCAAGGAGCAAGUUAUGUGGUCUUUCAGCCGUUGUGGAACACUACGGGAAAUGCGGAGGAGGGCACUAUGCAGUUUACAGGAGAGUUGCAUCAAAUCCUGAUCCUGAGGUUCCAGGGCAAACUCUUGCAGGUCUUGGCAAGCGGUGGUUUUACAUUUCAGAUGGUCACGUAUCAGAAGUUUCAGAGGAUGAUGUUUUGGGUGCGGAGGCCACCCUUCUUUUCUAUGAAAGAUUGUAGCAGCUUAUUGAGUUGCAAACAUACCAUGGUACAAAAUUAAGAGCUAUUUGUUGUCCAGAGUUGGUGGGUUUUUUUCGCUCAAACGAGAGAAUAAAAAUUAGGCCUUCAUUGUUUUGUACUAUUGUACGCAGCAAUCCGUAGAUUGCAUGAAUUUUGUUCCAGUGGUGAUAAAAUCUUUGAAUCAACUGA